Pelagomonas calceolata is the source of this 2389-nucleotide messenger RNA. The record is from the annotation of a GenBank genome assembly. Lineage: Eukaryota; Pelagophyceae; Pelagomonadales; Pelagomonadaceae.
UGGCAAACGGCGCGGCUGAUCACGGAUUUUGAGUCAGUCAGUCGCUCCGCUGGGAGCUGGUGCACCACCGCUCGCCCCCAAAUUUGAAUCUCCGCCCAGCUGCUCGAAAUCCAGCCGCGCCGCGUGCGCAGCCCACCGGUCACCGCUCCAGCCCAAGGAAGGGAUUGCGGCGCGCGCGACCAGACCGCGGCGCGCAUGCUCAACAGCAUCACCAACAUGGGCAAGAAGACCAAGAAGAAGGCCGCGCCGCCGCCGCCGCCGCUGACCAGCGGCCAGCGCGUGCGCUACCAAGGCGCCGAGGGCUUCGUCUCCAAAAUAAACGGAGACGCCUACGAGAUCGCGUUAGAUGGCGGCCGCGUCGUCCAAGCGACGAGAAACGACCUCGAGCCCAUCCACCGCCGUUUGUCCACGAAGCAGCCGUCGAACAAACUCUCGUCGACGCGGUCGUCCACCGAGCUCGAUUACAGGGGCACGAACUUCGAGGACUUUCCGGACGAGGCCUUACCUCUCAUAGAAGUGUCGGACGACAAGGAGGUGUUGAAAGUGAAUGAGGAAGCUGUUGAAUUGUUGAGAAGGAUCGACUGCGCGAUUUGCCCCAUUUCCAUUGUUGGUCUUUAUAGGACCGGGAAAAGUUCAUUGUUGAACUUCCUGCACGGCGGCAAGGCCGGCUUUCGCACGGGCCAUUCCGUUUCGAGAUGUACGAGAGGCGUCUGGAUUUAUGGAAGGCCUACAAGGGCUACGUUAGGGGAUGGGACACAAGUAGCAGUCGUCCUCCUAGAUACGGAGGGCGUCGGCGGCCUAGAGGCCGAUAGGAGGUACGACGAGCGCAUCUUCGCAUUAGCAACACUACUUUCUGCGACUCUUGUGUAUAACUCGCUCGGUAGCAUCGAUGAGAACGCAAUUGGUCAGUUAAGUUUCGUGGCCCAAUUGUCGCGGCACGUGCGCUUCGCUCCGAAAGAAGAUAAUGAUGUUGAUGAGGGCGACGAGGCCGAGGAGGACGCGCGACGCUUGGGUGCUGUUAUGCCCGCGUUCACGUGGGUGCUGCGGGACUUCGCGCUGGAGCUCGCGGAUGAACGGGGCGACGCGAUCACGGCGGAUGAAUAUUUAGAUCGGUCCUUGAGGCCCCAACGGGGCUUCGAAGCUGCUGUGCUCGAGAGGAAUCGCGUGAGACACGUGCUCGGGGCGUUCUUUCCCAAGCGGCAGUGCCGGACGUUGGUGCGGCCGGUCCACGACGAAGCUAAAUUGCAGCAGGUCGAUUCUUUGUCCCCAGAGGAACUAAGACCGGAGUUUCGCAGAAACCUGGAGGAGUUAAAAGACGCGCUCUUCGCGCCCGAGCACGUCAAGCCCAAGUGCGCGCCCGGUUCCAAUGCACCGGUCUCGGGAAGUGCCUUCGUGGACCUCGCGCAGCAGUUCGUCGAGGCCAUCAACAAUGGGGGAGUACCCGUCGUCAGUAGCGCGUGGGACCACGUUUCUCAGACGGAGUGCACGCAUGCAUCCAAAGAAGCUUUGCAGUUGUACAGUGAAGUCUCGCUAGAUCUGCCUCUCGAUGAAGUGGAGUUACAUGCUCUGCUCGAGAAGGCUGAAAAUGACGCCCUGAGUGCCUUCGACGCCCGAGCUUUAGGUGACGCGCGACCGGAACACCGGAAGGACCUGAAAACACAACUCGCGAAGAAGACGAAGGACUGGCGUAGUCGUAAUGAUGCGGCGUCGCAGGACGCGUGUCGGAAAUCAUUGGACCAACUGUACAUGGACGUGGUGUUUGAAUCUCUGCAGAAUUUGGGGAAAGAGGAGGCCGGGGCCACGGACGCUGCUAUGAGGUUGGAAGAUGCCUGGAGCGAGCUGAGGAAGCGGUACGCGAAGGAUCCGAGGGCGCGGGGCCCGGCGCGCGAUCGAGCCUUGGCGUCAUGCUUGUCGAUGAAGUGGCCCGAGGCGGCCCACGAGCUGGCGCGUCGACUGGAGCAGCGGUGCGACGAGGCCGUGCGGAAGGAGCACGACAAGUUGGUCGGGGCGCGCGCCGAAUUGGCUGAAUUAGAAGGGAGUGCUGCCGCGCGCGCGAGGAUGCUCGAGGACGCCCAAGCUGCAUUGGUGUCGACGCAGCUCGAGAAGGCGCGCCACGAAGCCCGGUGCCAGGCCGCGACGCGCAAUCUCGAAGAGGUGCAGAGAAGGAGCGACCGCGACAAGGGACGGUGGGACGAGGAAAGGAAAAGGUUGGAGGUCGAGCUGGAGCGGUGCCGCGCGAAGCUGAGCGUGGCGACGGAGAAGGUCAACAACCAAGAACGAGCGAAGGAGGAUUCCAUGCGGGCGCUGCCGUCGCCGUCCAAUACCGCGGGCAAGGGGGGGUGCGCCUGCGUCGUGGCGUAAGGGGACAGUUUUCUAUACCAUGCGCGGC